Lipotes vexillifer (Yangtze River dolphin) is the source of this 1818-nucleotide messenger RNA. RefSeq names its product fibrinogen alpha chain (gene FGA). The record is from RefSeq and is a predicted model, not a curated record. NCBI's taxonomy places the organism in Eukaryota, Metazoa, Chordata, Mammalia, Artiodactyla, Lipotidae. Gene Ontology annotation, cellular component: fibrinogen complex. The transcript is spliced from 5 exons. The coding region runs from base 1 to 1818 and encodes 605 amino acids. Gene Ontology annotation, molecular function: signaling receptor binding; extracellular matrix structural constituent; protein-macromolecule adaptor activity. Gene Ontology annotation, biological process: protein polymerization; platelet activation; positive regulation of heterotypic cell-cell adhesion.
AUGGUUUCUGUGAGGGUCCUCUUCCUGGUCCUGAGUGUGAUGGGCGCAGUUCAGGCAGCAGAUCUCAGUGAAGGUGAAUUUAUCACUGAAGGAGGAGGUGUGCGUGGCCCAAGGCUUAUGGAAAAACAGCAGUCUGCCUGCAAAGAGUUGGACUGGCCCUUCUGCUCUGAUGAAGACUGGAACUACAAAUGCCCUUCUGGCUGCAGGAUGAAAGGAUUGAUUGAUGAAGUCAAUCAAGAUUUUACAAACAGAAUAAAUAAACUAAAAAAUUCACUAUUUGAUUAUCAGAAGAACAAUAAGGACUCUAACACAUUGACCAGGAACAUAAUUGAUAUUUUGAGAGGGGAUUUUGCCAAUUCUAAGAACAAUGAAAAUGCAUUUAGCCAAGUGUCAGAAGAUCUGAGAAGCAGAAUUGAGAUCCUGAAGCGCAAAGUUAUAGAACAAGUACAGCAUAUCCACCUUCUGCAGAAAAAUGUCAGGGAUCAGCUGAUAGAUAUGAAACGACUGGAGGUGGACAUUGAUAUUAAGAUCCGAUCUUGCAAAGGGUCAUGCAGUAGGGCUUUAGAACAUAAAGUAGAUCUGGAGGACUAUAAAGAUCAGCAGAAGCAACUUGAACAGGUUACUGCCAUAGACUUACUUCCCUCUAGAGACAGUCAAUAUUUACCACUGAUAAAAAUGAGGCCAGUUCCAGGCCCGAUUACCAGAGAGUUCAAGAGCCAGCUUCAGGAGACCCCUCCAGAGUGGAAGGCACUGCUGGAAACGCAGCAGAUGAAAAUGGAGUUAGAGAGGUUUGGUGGAGAUGGGCAUGCCAGAGGAGACUCUGCAUCUCAUGGAACAGGAUCAGCACAAGAAAGCCCCAGGAAGCCUGGAACUGGAAGUAUUGGAAAUGUGAACCCUGGGAUCUAUGGAUCUGGAGGUGCUGGCACUUGGAACACUGGUCAUCCUGAUCCCGGAAACGCUGGCACUUGGAACACUGGACGCCCUGAACCCGGAAGUGCUGGCACUUGGAACACUGGCCAUCCUGAGCCUGAAAGUGCUGGCACUUGGAACACUGGACGCCCUGAGCCUGGAGGUGUUGGCACUUGGGGCUCUGGAAGUUCUGUGUCUGCAAAUUUUAGGCCAGAUAGCUCAGGGCAUGGGAGCAUCAGGCCUUCCAACCCAGACUGGGGCACAUUUGAAGAGGUGUCAGGAAAUGUAAGUCCAGGGACAAAGAAAGAGCUUCACACAGGAAAAUUGGUCACUACUAAAGGAGAUAAAGAGCUUCUGAUUGGUAGUGAGAAGGUCACCCCUGGUCACACAGCCAGCACUCGUCGUUCAUGCUCUAAAAUCAUCACAAGGACUAUUACACAUGCCGAUGGUCGCACAGAAAUGACCAAAGAAGUGGUAAACUCCGAAGAUGGCUCUGACUGUACUGACACAGAUUUAGACUUGCAGUUGUCUGGCAGGGGUAGCCUAGAUGAUUUCUUUCAUAGGCACAAUGAUGGUUUUUUCUCCUCUACGUUUAAAGAGCUUGACAGUAAGAUCCAUUCUAUGGGCUCAGACUUAGGGGAUAUCAGCUCUCACCACCUCGGCAUACCUGAGGUCUCUUCCAGUAGUAAAACUUCAAGUCAUGGCAAAGAGUUUGCAAGCAGUAGCAUGACUAUCAACAGAGGAGGCUCCACGUUUGAAAGCAAGGGCUAUAAAAUGGCAGAUGAGGCUGGAAGUGAAGAGGAUCUUGGCUACAAAGGAGCACAUGUCACCAAGAGAGGCCAUGCUAAAACUCGCCCUGCCAGAGGUAUCCACACUUCUCCUUUGGGGAAGCCUUCCGUGACCCCCUAG